UCCACACUCCACAACAUCAUAUCAUAAAAUCUUUCUCUCUUCUAUCCUCACCCCCCUCUCUCUCUCUCUCUCUCUCCAUCUCCGAUUAGCAAAUCAUCAUGGGCCCGAUGGUUCUGACCCAACUGGCGACCGGCCUGAGCGUGCUGGCGGGAGCGGUGCUGGUGAAAUCGGUGAUGGACCAAAAGCCCAUGGCCGGCCCAUUCCCUCGCUGCCCCACCUGCAACGGGACCGGUCGAGUCACGUGCCUCUGUUCGCGUUGGUCCGACGGCGAUGUGGGCUGCUCCACGUGCUCCGGGUCGGGUCGCAUGGCCUGCUCCAGCUGCGGCGGCAACGGAACCGGAAGACCCUUACCCGCCAGAAUUGCUAUUCGCCCCCCCACCCCCCCCUCUUGAUUUUACUUUUUAACAAUCCAUUAUUAUUGUUAUAAUUAUGUAAUAUAUAUAAAGUCCACCUUCAUCACACUUGUAGCGAACAGAGAGCCCAAUUAAAUCAAAUUAUUAGCUUCUGAACUUGUAAUCUAAUCAUAUGUUACUGUAAUUCUGAUUCUUCAUUUCUUAUACAACCAUACAAUUAAUUUUCCUUAAUUUCUUUUGCUUUUCUUGUUGCUCUACCCGUGCUAGCUAAUCCAACAUCUUCUUGUGGAAUUCACGCACGUGGUUGUAAUGUGAAAUCAUUGCUCUCCUUCACUCACAAUAACAAGUUUUUUUAUUUUUUAUUUU
Messenger RNA from Cajanus cajan (pigeon pea), 719 nucleotides. RefSeq names its product chaperone protein dnaJ-like protein. The record is from RefSeq and is a predicted model, not a curated record. Lineage: Eukaryota; Viridiplantae; Streptophyta; Magnoliopsida; Fabales; Fabaceae.